UGAACUGAACGUCAUAUCCAUCUCAAACAGAAAAUGAAAAGGCUUUAAUCGACAGAAUGAGCGUCCCUUCAACUUUUCUACCUCAUUUGCCGAGGUCACAAUACACUCUUCACCCACUCAACCCCACCGAACUACUCUCUUACAUCGCUGAUCUCCGAGAGCUAUACCUACCUCCGAUUCAUGGUGGAUUCCAUGCCGCUGAUGUACUCGAAGAUGGGGCCGAUUCCUCCAGUGAAGAGGGCAAUAAGAAUGACAGACGGGUGAAGAAGGAAAUUAGAGAGAUCAAGAGGAAGCGAAGAUUCAGCGCUGGUUUAGUCGAGACUAUGGAGGGCAUGGGUCUCGGUCUCGAUGUAGCAUUACCGGCAAAGACCGAGACUAUCGUCGAAGACAAGAUCAAUGAAGAAAUGGAGGACACCGAAGACACCGAAGAAGAGUAUGAGGAGCUCGAGACGCCGCAUUUGGAGCCCUUCGAGAGAGAAUGGGCGGAGAGGUGGCUCAGUGGAGUCGUGAGGAGGGCUCAAGGCUGGCUGGAAGAGAAUGAGGGUGAUGAGAAAACGGAAGGAACCAAGGACAUUGAAGCUAUCUUGAGAGAUGCCACGGCGGUUCUUGCAAUGAUGGCUGGUACAAGUGCUGCGGGAUCUCUUACUCGCCAUCUCAUCUUCCCCAUAGCGGACUACCUCGGCCCAGCGCUCUCUAAAGUCCGUUCAAGGGUUACCCCAAACCCGAUGCACUCUCCCAGCACCUCUACUUUUCUCGCUUCGUUCUCCACCUCUCCCACUUCCCCCCUCACUCUUCGCACGCGACUUCCCCCUUCGCCCACGACAUCUACUAGUGCGAACAGAGGCGCGAGACCGCAAAAGGCCAAUCGUUCGCUUUUACCCAUCUUGCUUCACGAUGCACCUAUGAGCGAUCAUCUCAGUGUAGGUGUCCAAACAUGGGGUAGCGCCAUCCUGCUAGGUCGACAAAUCGCUCUUCACCCGUCAGACUAUGGGCUUUUCCCUCCUUCCGGAGUCAACAGAGGUGUACGAGUCCUAGAACUUGGAGCCGGGACAGGUCUUCUUUCCAUUCUUUCCCGAAAGCUUCUCGACCUCAAUGCCAUCGCAUCGGACACCCAUUCCGGUUUGGUGGUAGCCACAGAUUUCUUGCCCUCUGUAUUGGACAAUCUCAAAAUAUGUGUCGACCUCAAUUUUCCUCCUGCACUUACUUCGAAUGGAAUUGAGUCUAUAACCGAUAUUGCUCGUAAUGAAGGUAUACAUAUUGCCAAGCUAGAUUGGACGACUUUCCCCGCUUUCAUGGCCAAGGGAGGACAAGGCGACGAAGAACAGAUGGGGGUAUUUGCUAGGGACGGAACAUUUGAUUUGGUGUUAGCCAGUGAUUGUGUGUAUGAUGAGACACAUGCGAAGUUGUUGAGGGAGGUCGCGGCGUGGGUGUUGAGGUUGCCUGAAGGUGAAAACGACCAGGGUGGUACCUUCCACAUCCUAUCCCCCCUCCGCCCGACAUUCGCUCCCGAGCUUGAAUCCAUCGAUCAACACUUCCCUCCUCUCUCCACUUACACUCCACUAUCCGAUCGCUCCGCCGCCGCGGCGCUCUCACCAGAUCCAUCAGCUGUUGCACCGGAGCUCCGCGGAGAGGGUCUUGGUAUAUCAAAAGGUCUAAAGCUCGGCACAAGAGGCGAGGGUAAACGAGGAGUCAAGGGUAGGAAGGGUGAAGGAAGAAUCGACGAGGCCCAAGGGUACUGGUGGUGGGAGGUCGGAUGGGGAUAGACCAUUAGACACCAUGAAAAGGAUUAGAUUCCGGAUCUCUUUGCAUACGACGGGUAUUAUACUGAGAUUUUGAGCUACAUACAACUGACAGUCAGGGUUCGAGAACGGUACGAGGUGUGGAGCGUCCUUGGCUAACUAAGGGAGAUCGACGUUGGGCCACAGUGAAUGGAGCAGGAGCGAGAGAACAGGCAUGACGAGCGCUCCUGAGAGAUUUCCUACUUGAGAACGGGUCCUUUUGUUUCUUUGGCGGUGACGAGAAGGGUGAACUUUUGGAGCCGGCAUGGUCUGUGGAGGGCGAUGUCGCUCGCUCUUUUAUAAGUGGAGAGUCAGCUGAGAAAUUGUCUACGGCUAUGGAAUCCCUCUGCUAAUACUACAAUCUGCUACGGAUCAGUCAACUUUUCUUCCGUGUCGUAGCGAGAGGCUAGCAUCGUUCGUCAUGCGCACACGCUUCCAGACCAAAGAUCCCCUGGGGCAUAGACCUCUUCCUUCGAUUUAGCACAAAUUCGUGCUCUUGGCUUAACUGAACCGAUGGACGGUUUUUGCACACUGCAUUACGCUCAUAGCUCAAAAGUAAUCGCCAUGCAUAGCGGGUGUAAAAUCAAUUAUAGAACGCCCUAUAGUUUGUUUUCGAUAAAAAUCCAAUCUUUUCGAUUCAUUCGGUGCGAGAACCUGCCAUAGCAUCGAGACCCAACAUAUCCAUUGCGUGUUGACGGGCCCUCCUAAGGAAAUCUGUCCUGGUUCCUGCGGCGAAGCUGCCGGAGACUGUGGUGGUGCUUACGCUAGUGGUGUAGUGUGAAGAGAGAUGCACGG
This is a messenger RNA of Cryptococcus deneoformans JEC21, 2573 nucleotides long. RefSeq lists its product as hypothetical. Bases 57 to 1763 code for a protein of 568 amino acids. The transcript has 3 exons. Lineage: Eukaryota; Fungi; Basidiomycota; Tremellomycetes; Tremellales; Cryptococcaceae. The record is from RefSeq and is a predicted model, not a curated record.